UCGUUCAUAUGAUAAAUGGCAAAUAAAAGUGAAACACAGGAGGAGCGCUUGGGGCAUCGUAGACAGCCAGCCAUAGGCAAAGCUAUGCCAGUGACAGCUUUGCUAUUGAAUCUAAAACUGAAUAAUAAGCCAAGUCAUGCACGCAGCGCUGCAGCUGCGGAGGAGGAGGAGGCGGCUGAGCUGCCGCCGCGUUACUUUAGCGUUAAUGAGCAGCAGCCGCCAGAUCAGAAUGAUCCUCAUACUUCACACUGUGGUGCUCAACAGCUGCCAAAGGAGCUGCCGCCGCCUUGUUUGAACUGCUUGCAACAAGCGCCCGCGCAUCUCAGCGCCGCCUCUUUGACCAUCAAUGAGAUGUGUCAACGUUUGUGCAACGACGAGUGCCGCAUGGGCUUGACUUUGACUGGACAGGAUGCUGCGCAGCUGCGUCGCAAGGACUUCCUUAAGCAAUUCGAAAUUGCGGAAGCGCUGGCCAAGACCUCGGCAAUGACCUCGACAACGCAAAUGAAACAGCGUCUGGCCGCACGCAAACUGGAAAUGAAAAUGGAGGAGACACAAUCAGCAGCAGCAGCAGCAGCAGCAGCAGCGGGCAGCACCACACCCAGCGACGAGAUCGAUGGAGACACAUUGCCGCCAAGCAACGAUUAUGAGGCAGCGCCGCCGCCGCGAGAUUUGCUGUUGUAUCUUGUAAGGAUGGGCUCUUUUAACUCGGCGCCAAAGAUCAACAAUGUAGACUCGCAGGACGAUGGUCUGGAGCUGCCCAAGGGUCUGAGCACCUCGGCGCUGCUGGAGCAUGUGCAGCAACUGCGCGGCGGUGGCAUUGAUCAGCCCUCACUGCUGACGCGCAGUUUUCUGAAACCAACGCUCAACAGCGAGGACGUCACCGACGGUUUGCGCAGUCUCAAUAUCAAUGCUGUAUCAAGAGUUUGCAGUGCACCAGUCGAGCGUCUGGGCUCCAACAAUAUACGUCUGCUGCAGUGGAACAUUUUGUCGCAAACGCUGGGUCAGCACAACGAUGGCUUUGUGCGCUGCCCUGAGGAAGCUUUGACCUGGCAGCAUCGCAAGUACUUGAUUGUUCAGGAGAUACUGCAAACCCAGCCGGAUGUUGUUUGUCUGCAAGAAGUGGAUCAUUUCAAGUUUCUGCAAACAGUGCUGGGUGCUCAGAACUAUGCGGGCAUCUUUUUUCCCAAGCCAGACUCGCCUUGUCUCUACAUAGAGCAGAACAAUGGACCCGAUGGCUGUGCCAUAUUCUACAAACGCGAUAAGCUGCAGCUGCUGGGCUAUGAGACGCGCAUACUGGAGGUUUGGCGCGUCCAAAGCAAUCAGGUGGCCAUUGCGGCGCGACUGCAGCUGAAGGCGUCCGGCAAAGAGUUUUGCGUCUGCACUACGCAUCUGAAGGCGCGUCAUGGCGCUUUGCUGGCCAAGCUGCGCAACGAGCAGGGACGCGAUUUGAUACGCUUUGUUAAGCAAUUUGCUGGCAAUAGCGCGUUAUUGUUAUGCGGUGAUUUCAAUGCGGAGCCAGUUGAGCCCAUUUAUGCUACAAUUUUAAGCUGCGACCUGCUGAAGCUGGGCAGCGCCUAUGCGGACAUAAAGCUGGAGAAGCAGCAGCAAAAAGUACAAAGCGAACCUUGCGAGGAUCUCAAUGAGCUCGUCGCUCAGUCCAAAGAACGCGAGCCCGCCUACACUACAUGGAAGAUACGCGAGGAGGGCGAAGAGUGUCAUACCAUUGACUAUGUUUUCUAUACGCCCGAUCAGCUUAAGAUCAAAAACUGUCUGGAGUUUCCGGCAGGCGAACAGAUUGGUAAAAAUCGCACGCCCAGCUUUCAAUAUCCCUCGGAUCAUUUCUCGCUGGUCUGUGAUUUUGAGCUGCUGGACGAGAGUCAAACGGAGGUGGAGGGCAACAGUAAUUCAAACCAUGGCAAUAUACAGUAGAUUUUAAACGCCUCAAAUUUAGACAGAUAUACACAUACUGCAAUUACAUUUAAAAUUGUGAUAUUAGUUGUUAGAUACAUUUUAGCCUCAUCUAUGGUUUGUUGCACACGCAAACACUUGCUACAGGAAAUAAACGGAAAAUACUUCACAAUAAAUAAUAAUAAUAUGG
Molecule: messenger RNA, 2098 nt
Organism: Drosophila busckii
Lineage: Eukaryota; Metazoa; Arthropoda; Insecta; Diptera; Drosophilidae
Gene: cu
Product: nocturnin
Exons: 6
Coding region: 16-1929 (637 amino acids)
Molecular function (GO): 3'-5'-RNA exonuclease activity
Source: RefSeq, a predicted model, not a curated record